AUGACCGACCUUCAGAAUACACUGGCGAAACGAUUCAAGGAUUUGCAUAAGCCCGGCGAUCCAGUCAUCCUAGCAAAUGUAUACGAUGGAGCCUCAGCAAAGCUAAUCGCCUCAUUGCCACAAUCCAAGGCAAUUGCGACCGCAAGUUUCGCCGUCGCAGAGGCUGCGGGCAUGAGUGACGAUACGCUCAGUAGAGAGGAACUCCUACGCGCGGCCAGGAACAUUGCAACCUCGAUUCACCCCUUUGGUAAACCUUUGACAGUCGAUGCACGGGAUGGCUAUGGAGAACAGCUUGCUUCAACAGUUAAAGAAUUAAUCGAAAUCGGGGUCGUCGGUAUCAACCUGGAGGACUUUGAUAACGACGCCAAGAAAUUGUACACACAAUCAGAGGCUGUGGAUCGAAUCAAACAGGCACUCCAAGCUGCGGCAGAGUCCGGAGUCCCGGAAUUUGUUAUCAAUGCUCGCUGCGAUGCAUUGCUUCAUGAUGGGAGCCUCGACGAGGUCAUCGCUCGCGGUCGGGCCUAUCUGGCCGCCGGUGCCACAACCGUGUUUGUUUGGGGCGGUAGGCCUCGAGGUAUCACUCGGGAUGAAGUGGUGAAACUUGUUGAGGCAUUUGAUGGUCGAUUGAAUGUAUCUAAGACUAAAGAUGGGCUUACACCGGCAACGUUAGCAAAGAUCGGUGUUGCAAGAAUCAGUAUCGGGCCUGGGCUUCAGCGGGCGGCAUUGGAGAAGAUGAAGGAGAUGGCCGAAGAGCUCUUCGUAUCUUGA
Penicillium cosmopolitanum is the source of this 768-nucleotide messenger RNA. RefSeq names its product isocitrate lyase/PEP mutase family protein. The transcript has a single exon. The coding region runs from base 1 to 768 and encodes 255 amino acids. The record is from RefSeq and is a predicted model, not a curated record. NCBI's taxonomy places the organism in Eukaryota, Fungi, Ascomycota, Eurotiomycetes, Eurotiales, Aspergillaceae. Gene Ontology annotation, molecular function: catalytic activity.